Messenger RNA from Bipolaris zeicola 26-R-13, 1512 nucleotides. RefSeq lists its product as uncharacterized. Gene Ontology annotation, biological process: heme biosynthetic process. The transcript has a single exon. Bases 1 to 1512 code for a protein of 503 amino acids. Gene Ontology annotation, molecular function: protoheme IX farnesyltransferase activity. Gene Ontology annotation, cellular component: mitochondrion; mitochondrial membrane. NCBI's taxonomy places the organism in Eukaryota, Fungi, Ascomycota, Dothideomycetes, Pleosporales, Pleosporaceae. The record is from RefSeq and is a predicted model, not a curated record.
AUGAGCUUCCGACCACUACUGCCCCGGCCAAUUGCAGUGCGGGAAAAAAACUCAGUAUGCCUGCGAUGCUGGAGGAGGCUUUCCAAAGCGCCGCCACAGUCACGGCAGGCAUUCUCGUCGAUUUCGUCGUAUAGAGCCAGUGCUGUGACUGCCGGGAAAGACACCAACACCUUCGCCAACGGCUAUUUCCGGGCGAAUCCAUUAUUGAAGGAUUCGUUUUGGACAUCGAAACACCAGUUGCAGAGUUCAAUCGUUUCAAUACGAUCGGGAAAUGGACAGCAGCCAAAUAAAGAGAAUGUUACGGCCACAGCAGAAGAAGUCCUCCCACAUAGACGGCGGAAAAAAGCCAAAGAGCAGGCAAUGGAAGAUCCGGAGACAGCCUAUCCCAUCCCCCACGAUGCGUCGUCGAAACUAGCAAACAUAUCCUCGAGUCUCCCGAAUCAAUCUCUAAAGCGCCUCUUAACCACUUACCUCUCACUAUCGAAACCCCGCCUCUCCUUCCUCGUCGUCCUCACUGCUACUGCCGCAUACUCCUUAUACCCCGUCCCCGGACUGCUAGCUCCCGCUGCAACCGCCACACCCUCGCUCUCAACCCUUACACUCUUCUUCCUUACAUCGGGGACAGCGCUCUGCUCGGCCUCCGCAAAUGCUCUCAACAUGCUCAUGGAGCCCGAGCACGACGCCAAAAUGAGCCGUACGCGCAACCGGCCGCUCGUCCGGAAACUCAUCAGCCCACGCGGGGCCAUUGCGUUCGCCAUUGCCUGCGGCGUCUUCGGCACCGGCGCACUAUAUUACGGCGUCAAUCCCACCACGGCGUUUCUCGGCGCAGCAAACAUUGUCCUCUACGCCGGCGUGUACACGCCCAUGAAGCGCAUGCACGUGCUCAACACAUGGGUGGGCGCCGUAGUCGGAGGAAUUCCACCGUUAAUGGGCUGGACGGCGGCUGCGAACCAGUACGCCCACGACGGCACAUGGCAGGAACUGCUAUUCGGCGAGGGAUCCGCUGGCGGCUGGCUAUGCGCCGCGCUCCUGUACGCCUGGCAGUUUCCCCACUUCAACGCGUUGAGCUGGUCUAUCCGCGACGAGUACCGUAACGCGGGGUAUCGCAUGCUGGCCUGGGUUAAUCCCGCCAUGAACGGUCGUGUUGCGCUCAGAUAUGCCAUUCUCAUGUUUCCCAUUUGCAUUGGCUUGUCGUACAGCGGCGUCACCGAUUGGAGCUACGUAGUCACCAGUAGCGCAGUCAAUGGCUGGAUGGUGCUUAAGGCUUGGCAGUUUUGGAAGGCUGAGGGGAACAAGGGCACGGCGAGGGGUCUGUUCUGGGCGAGUAUCUGGCACCUUCCAAUUGUCAUGGUGUUGGCUAUGGCGCAGAAGAAGGGGCUGGGCGAGCGGCUUUAUAGGAGUGUUUUUGGGUAUGCGGAUAUUGAUGAGGAGGAUUUGUAUUAUGAGGCUGGGGAGUUGGAGGAGGAGGAACGUAAGCAGUUGGCGCUUGUGGAGGGGAGGCCAAAGGCGUGA